Leptidea sinapis is the source of this 1980-nucleotide messenger RNA. Its product is annotated as frizzled-10-like. Gene Ontology annotation, cellular component: plasma membrane. The coding region runs from base 155 to 1702 and encodes 515 amino acids. Lineage: Eukaryota; Metazoa; Arthropoda; Insecta; Lepidoptera; Pieridae. The record is from RefSeq and is a predicted model, not a curated record. The transcript is spliced from 2 exons. Gene Ontology annotation, molecular function: Wnt-protein binding; Wnt receptor activity. Gene Ontology annotation, biological process: non-canonical Wnt signaling pathway; canonical Wnt signaling pathway.
GCAACAUCGAAUGUCGAUUCAGUAAAUUAAAAUAGUUCGCUUCGAGUCGUGUUAAGGAGAGGUUGUGUGCUUCACGUUCCAAACUUUUUACGUUAACAUUGUUUUGAUUUGCGUGACUGAUAAUGACACUUCGGAUUAAUUUACGUUCGGUUUUAUGAUGUAUCGGAUUGUUUGUGUUCUGUUGUUCUCCUGGUUGGUGAGAGGUGACCAGGAGUCAGAAGGUGGCAAGUGCGAGAGGAUUACGUUAUCACAAUGUCAGGACCUUGGGUACAACUGGACUGCCAUGCCAAACCUCAUGGGGCAUCGGGAUCAGAAGGAAGCUGAAGAAUCUGUAUCGCUGUUUGCUGGGAUUCUCAAGAGCGAAUGCUCUGUGCACGCUCGCUUUCUGCUAUGUUCGGCGUUCGCCCCGCUCUGCUCGGAGCAAGUCUCGGGCACUAUCAGCGCGUGCAGAACUGUCUGCGAGAAAGUAGUAGAGGAUUGCAAGGAACAGAUUAAACUCCUUCCGCCAACUGUUUCUCUAGAUUGUUCUGCAUUCCCUCUCCGACCGGACAGGAGAUUGUGCAUGAGACCACCAAACGCGAGCGAGUUAGAACAGGAACCGCCGCCACCACCGCACUGGCCUUUCCACGAGCACGACAUCAGAGAGCACAGCUGUCCGCCCGCUCACACCCGCGCUCCGACGGGGGAGUGCUGGCCGACUUGCGGGCAGAACGCAAGGUACACGCAGAGUGAGAAGAGAUCGGCGGAAAUAUGGAUGAGCACGCUAGCCUGGUUCUCUUUGCUGUCGACGUCGUUCGCGCUGCUGACGUUCUGCGCGGAGCCGUCGCGGUACCGCUACCCCGAGCGGCCGGUGGUCUGGAUGGCCACGUGUCACGCCAUCGUCGCACUGGCGCACGUGACUCGCGGCUGGCUCGGAGCGCGCCUGCUGUCCUGCUCGGGCUCCACGCUCGCCGUCGACGGCCUGGCCUCGCCGACCUGCGUCGCCUUCUUCUCACUAACGUACUACUUCACUCUGGCCGCGGACGCCUGGUUCGCGAACGCUUGUGUUGCCUGGUACCUGACAGCUGCGAGCGAAUGGUCUACUGAAGCGUUGGAACGCGCGGCGGCCUAUCUACAUGCAGUGGCGUGGGGUUGGGCCGGCGCCUGGACUGCAGCAGCCCUCGCGCUGCGGAGAGUGACCGCUGAUGAGCUGAUUGGAACAUGUGGAGUGUCCGACGCCGCGGCUGCAGCGCUGAUUGGUGUACCCCGAGGAGCUUUACUUGUGACUUCAGUAGCUCUCGCUCUCGGCGCCUGUCCAGGAAUAAUGCGUGUGCGCCGAGCUCUGGACUCACGCGGAGCAAAGCGAGUCGGCAGACUGGCGAUACGAGCCGCGACUGCGGGACUGCUGUACCUACUUUUGGCUGCGGUUGCGACUGGAAUGAAAGUGAUUGAAGCUCGGAAUAGGGAGACGCAGACCAAGUUAGCGUUGUUUGCUGCUCUAGAGUCUGGUGACGUGGAAGUGACUGUAGGUGCUAGUGGAGUGUCAGUGUGUCUGUGGUUGUCGUGUGGGAUAGCGGCGGGCGCCUGGGCGUGGUCCAGGAAGUCAGCAAUCGUGUGGAAGAAGGCACUCUGCCCCCCACGGAAGGCGCCCUGCUGCGGCCCACCCUUACUCAGGACUAAUCAUCCUUAUUAUAAAAGACCACUUCAUGUCUCCAGAGUGUAAACGUAAAAGUAUUGAUAGGACCUUGUGCUGAGAAAAAACUUUUCCAUACAUAAUGUAUUGUGUUGGAUUUGAGGUUAUACCUCAAUAGGAAGUGACGAUUUAAGUUAGGAAGAUAAUGUGGUAAAGCACGGAACGCUCCUCAGAUGUUUGUAUAUAUAACUUAGAAGUUAAGUUACGUCUCAAAGACUUUAGAUUUAAGUUGCCUUCUGUGAAGGUGUUCUCGAUACGUGUUUUUCUGUACAUAUUGUAUAUAAAAAUAUACUGUUGAUUUUUAAUGA